This is a messenger RNA of Xenopus tropicalis (tropical clawed frog), 3413 nucleotides long. RefSeq names its product F-box and WD repeat domain containing 8 (gene fbxw8). Lineage: Eukaryota; Metazoa; Chordata; Amphibia; Anura; Pipidae. Gene Ontology annotation, cellular component: Golgi apparatus; perinuclear region of cytoplasm; cytoplasm. The transcript has 12 exons. The record is from RefSeq and is a predicted model, not a curated record. The coding region runs from base 228 to 2201 and encodes 657 amino acids.
GUUUUGUUGUAGGAACCAUGUUUUUUUGUUCCGGUUCCUUAGUCGGACACAUUAAGAUGUUGCACUGCUCAGUUUUAUGAUGUACACUGUAUAGUGGUGUAUGUAGUUCAGGUUUCAAUACAGAUUGUACAUUGCUUUCCAAGCAACUUCCCUUCGAAGAGACAUGCCUGGGAUUGGGUAUGGGCAGGAGUUUAGCUGAGAGCUGGCAGCGCUAAGUUGGCAUUGGAAUGGCGCUAAACGCAUCGCUGGAUGAGUUCCGCAGCAGCUGGAUAAAUGAGAUCCAUGGGGCUUCUACAUCAGCGGAACGUUCGGGCACCCGAAAACGGAGGCGGUCGGGACAGUCGCCAGAGCCUGAAAAACAACAUAAUGAGGGUGAGGCCUGGCGAUAUCUCCCGGGCUCUCCCGAACGGAGCAGCGCAGAGGAACAGGGUAACCAGUACGUGGAACUGGCGGAGAGGCUGCUGGGAGACCAGGGCAGCGCUACAGAAAGCGCACAAAGGCCGAGCGCUGGGCCGGCGCAGGAAGAGAGAGCUCGGAGUCUGGUGGAUCAGCUCAUUGAUGACCUUAAUGACAUCAAUGAGAUCCCAUUUUUUGACAUACAACUUCCGUAUGAAAUCGCUUUGCAGAUAUUCAAAUACUUGGAUAGAAAAGAACUUGGAAGAUGUGCACAGGUGAGCAAGGCUUGGAGAGUGCUUGCAGAAGAUGAGUUACUGUGGUACCGGAUAGGCCGAUCAGAAGGGUACCUUACUGAAAGCAACCUUACAGCUGGCACCUCUUGGAAGGAAGUGCUAAAACAAAGGCGCAACAAUGAGAGUAUGCUAAGGACAAACUGGAAGCCACACAGUGCUGAUUCACUGCCUGCAGAUAAUCGCAGGAAAAUAAUAAGACUCUACACUCCAAUCAGCUUUCAAUGUGCCUGCACCCGGAGCCACUUCACUGACGAGGUGCAGGCACAUGGAGAGGAUUUUGGCACUGAAACAAGAAACCGCACGGGUGCUGUGAGCCAACUGCACUAUGAACUGGGGAAGGUCCUCUGUGAUGUUCAUUCCUACGAUGGAGUUGUCAUUGCUGGGUAUACGUCAGGAGAUGUCCGGCUCUGGGAUACCCGUGUCUCAUGCUUUGAUGCACCUUAUCUGAAGGUUACCCGGGACCCAUUUGAUCUGACACAACACCCAUCUGUUUCCUUUGUGAAAAUAAAUAGAUCCCUGGCUGUUGCUGUCUAUGAAGAUGGUACCGUUGAUGUUUGGAGCCUGCAGGCUGGCCAGGAACCUAUUCAUCAUUAUCAGCACAAUCAGAAAAUACAAACGCUAGCCCUUUGCCCAGAAUCUGCUGCUAUAGCAACCGCAUCAGGAUUUCAGAUCAAAGUAGAGUGCCCUGAUGAGAGAGGGUAUUGGCGCAGCACCUGCCACUUCCAGACCCAGAAGCUGGUGAAUUUCCUUCAUCUGAUUCAUGGCUCUGGAGGACACCCUUUGGCCAUAGCCGCUGCCGAGGAAAUGGUUUACCUUUUGAGGCCAGAAGAACCUGAAAAAGUUCUGCACUCAACAUACGGCCAUCCAGUGACCUGCUUGGAUGUCUCUCCUACUCAUGCAGCAUUUGGUGUUAAAAGCUUCGGCUGGUUCUCUAAUCAUGGCAACAAGAUUCAUGUAUAUAACCUGCAAACUGGCCAGUGUCUUACUACUCUGGGCAACUCAACUGGUGACUUUAGCUGCAUCAAUCUUCAGGACAGCCCUCCGAACUUUUUGGUGACUGGAAACAGGGAUAGGAGAGUCCGCGUGUAUGACAUGCGAUGCAGCACAUCCCUCUGUUCCUUCUAUGGGCACCAUCUUGGGGUCUCAGCGGUGCGAAUGGACGACUGGAAGAUAGUGUCCGGAGGAGUAGAGGGGCUCACCUGUGUCUGGGACCAAAGAAUGGGCACCAAACUGUGGGAGAUGCACACUCGGCACCCUGUGCGCUAUGUCUGGUUCAACUCACACAGCUUAAUCACUGCCAACAUUCCUGACGAUAAGAGCCCCCGGGGGGCCAGCAUCAUGGACGAUGAUCUUACAGCCCACCGCAGGCAUCGAGGCACAAUUAAUGUGUACGACUUUUUAAUGGAUCAAAGGCCAACCGAGGGCAUCCUUCCAAUUUGUACCUCUUCUUACAGUGAAGUGACAGGUUACAGUUACAACAUAGGCCUAGCCGUUCCAUACGAUCUGGUGUAAAACGAUGCAGAUCAGACGCGGGCUGCCGGAUAUUUCAGCGUUUCCAGAGUUAAUUUCGUGAAUAGUAGCACAGUGCUGGCUGUAUUAUUUAAUUGUAAAUAGAUUUGCUUGUCAUUUCAUUAUCGGCAGUUUUUUAAAAUUAUUUUUUAUUUGUAAAUAAUGUGUUUUUACAAUUUAUUCCAAUGACAUGCACCAAUGUACCGGACUUCAUCAGGAAUCAUUUUCUGUCCUUGGAAGCUGUUUCUUUGUGAUUCAAGGUGUAUGAAGAUCUUUAUAAAGAAGUAGAAGCAAGUAAAGGAAGAAAUGUUCCCAAGUUGAAGACUUAUGAUAAAAGACUAAAAAGUGCCUUGCCACACACACACAGUAUCUGAUACAUGUUUAUAUUAUGUGUGUGGCCACUGUAUGCUUUUAUGGUCUCAUUUAUCUGUUUAUACAAACACCACAAACAUAAUUGUGUCCUUUUCAGUUCAGUAUUAGGCUAAUGCCAGAUGAGGCUGAUUCUAGGCCAGUGUUUAUUUGCAGGCCAAAAAUCAGCCCCUAUGCUGGCAUCAGCCUUUCCCUGCGCUCAGAGCCAGGGUGCAAGCAUAGCGGAUUUUGGUGCUGAAACAUGAGAGUAUGUAUUUCGGAGCCAAAAUCCUCUCCUUGUGCCUGCACCCAGGCACAAUGGCUCAAAGGGCAGGCACAGGGAAAGGCUGAUGCCAAGUGUAGCGGCUGAUACUGAGCCUGCGUUUAUCCACUGACUGAGAAUCAGCCCCGUUAUACACACCCAGUUACCUGAAAGAGCAGACUAUUUGGAAUCCCAUGGUUUAGUAGAAUAAAUAGAAAUGGAUCUUACUGAGAUGUUGCUUUGUUUUAGGUAAUAAUGAGCAGCAUCCUAACUUCUGGUGCUCCAUGAAGAGUGGAGGCUGUAUUUAUGGGCUGAUUUAGGGGAAAGACUGUGCCAACUGUGACUUUUCAUAAAUAUGCCCCUUAGAAGAAGACAGGAAUGUCCUUUAGUCUUGUAACAAAAUAACUAUUGGGGCAUAUUGACAAAAAAAUGGGGCUAAUUUCCAUCAUCCCUAUGGCAAUUAGAAUUAUUUCUGAUGAUUAGCAUAAAAAUCAGUAUACCCGAGUGUUGCCCCAUAGGUAAGUAUUGGAGCAGAGGUCACUGAUUUGCAAAUACAUUUUUUCCUGGACUGUUGAAUAGUGCAAUUAAAUAUUUGUAGCACCACC